Molecule: messenger RNA, 1044 nt
Organism: Cylindrotheca closterium
Lineage: Eukaryota; Bacillariophyta; Bacillariophyceae; Bacillariales; Bacillariaceae
Source: the annotation of a GenBank genome assembly
AUGUCGUCCAACAAUGAUGAUCGUGACUCAACAAGCCAACGGCGUUCCAGCACUUCAGAAGACUCAUCUCUGGAGAGCAAACUGAACGCUGCAUUGAACAUUCUCGAGCCUACACCAUUUCGUGAUGGCACGGCUUUCAUUUCGUCUCCUCACCUUCCCGGGAGAUAUGCAGUUGGCUCUCUUUCGACUUCUGCUGCUGCUUCUCCUCCUUCUGUUCCAACAAACCAAGCUGCUCGGCUACUAGCACAGCAGCACAACGAACAAGCACCAGCAGACAGGAUACAGACGUCAUGGAUGGCGACAGUGGACCGGGUCAUCAACAAAAGACCACAGGAACGAGAUGCUGCUUCCAACAGCAAAGGAGAUGAUGAAUCAUCCAUUCAAGCCCUGAAUCAAGCACCGAUUCCAUUCCAGCAAUCGCAAGGGAAGAAGCGAGCAAGGCUUGACCAACAGUUGGUCGUCGAUUCUACUAGUAGAACGGACCAUGAUCAUGAAGGAGAAGCGGGGCGUACCAAAUCACGAUUCCGAGACUAUCAAAAGGAUCAGUGGGAUCAACAGUUUCUGGAAUUGUUAAAAUUCAAAGAAACCCAUGGCCAUUGUCAUGUUCCGCAUACUUACAAAGAAAACCCUGCCCUCGCCCGAUGGGCCAAACGUCAACGGUACCAAUACAAGAGGAAGUUGGAACACAAGCAAUCCUCCAUGUCGGAUCCUCGACAACAAAAAUUGGAAGAUGUCGGUUUCAUAUGGGACUUGCAGACCAUGGUUUGGCAAGAACGCUUCAAUGAGCUGGUGGAAUACAAACAAAGGCACGGCGAUUGCAACGUCCCCUGUCGCUUUGAAGAAAAUCCUACCCUUGGCAUGUGGGUCAAGUGUCAACGUCGACAGUACAAGCUCUAUCGCUCCAAUCAACUGUCACGUUUGACUCCCGAGCGUUUUCAACUCUUGGCCAAUCUGGGAUUCACGUGGGAGCCACAGGCUUCUGGUGGUGGUAUUGCAAACAACAAUACUAAAAAGGCAAACAACAGGUUAGAUCAAAGAAGAUAA